UAGCAGAGAGCCGCCGCCCCUCCACCCAAUGGAGAAGUUGGAAGUGUCGUCUGGGGCGGGCCUGUUGUCAUGGGGGAGGUGGUGGCGCUUGGUGGCUCCUGGCGGCCGAGGUAGAGUCUGAGGCGCCGGAGUUGUGCAGGGCCAGCGGCAGUUUUCAGAUUUUGGAGCCUAAGGAACAUUUUCCAGGGAAGACUGCCAGUGCAGACAUUUUGGCAACCAAGAUCUUGAUACGUAGCCAAAGACUGGAAUACUGGUGGGCCACAGUCCUCAGAAACCUUAAGACAGAUGAGGAAACUGACACUUGGUGAAGUUACGAAAUUUGUCCAAAGUCACACAGCUUGUAAAAGGCACAGCCAAGAUUCAGAGCCAGGUUGUAAAAGUUAACAUGAACAAACUACGGCAGAGUUUUAGGAGAAAGAAAGAUGUGUAUGUCCCAGAGGCCAGUCGUCCACAUCAGUGGCAGACAGAUGAAGAAGGAGUCCGAACUGGAAAGUGUAGCUUCCCAGUUAAGUACCUUGGCCACGUAGAAGUUGAUGAGUCCAGAGGAAUGCACAUCUGUGAAGAUGCUGUGAAAAGAUUGAAAGCUGAAAGGAAGUUCUUCAAAGGCUUCUUUGGAAAAACGGGGAAGAAAGCAGUGAAGGCGGUUCUGUGGGUGUCGGCCGAUGGACUCAGGGUUGUGGACGAGAAGACCAAGGACCUCAUAGUUGACCAGACCAUAGAGAAGGUUUCUUUCUGUGCUCCAGACAGGAACUUUGACAGAGCCUUUUCUUACAUAUGUCGAGACGGCACUACUCGGCGCUGGAUCUGCCACUGCUUCAUGGCUGUCAAGGACACGGGGGAAAGACUGAGCCACGCCGUGGGCUGUGCUUUUGCAGCCUGUUUAGAGCGGAAACAGAAACGGGAGAAGGAGUGUGGAGUCACUGCUACUUUUGACGCCAGUAGAACCACCUUUACAAGAGAAGGAUCGUUCCGAGUCACAACUGCCACUGAACAAGCAGAACGAGAAGAGAUCAUGAAACAGUUGCAAGAUGCCAAGAAAGAGACAGAUAAGGCAGUUGUUGGUUCAUCAGUGGCCCCUGGCAACACUGCUCCAUCCCCAUCCUCUCCCACCUCUCCCACUUCGGAUGCCACUGCCUCUCUGGAGAUGAACAAUCCUCAUGCCAUCCCACGCCGGCAUGCACCAAUUGAACAGCUUGCUCGCCAAGGCUCCUUCCGGGGAUUUCCUGCUCUUAGCCAGAAGAUGUCACCCUUUAAACGCCAACUAUCCCUACGCAUCAAUGAGUUGCCUUCCACUAUGCAGAGGAAGACUGAUUUCCCAAUAAAAAACGCAGUGCCAGAGGUAGAGGGAGAGGCGGAGAGCAUCAGCUCCCUGUGCUCGCAGAUCACCAGUGCCUUCAGCACACCCUCUGAGGACCCCUUUUCCUCGGCCCCAAUGACCAAACCAGUGACGCUGGUGGCACCGCAGUCUCCUGUCUUACAAGCUAAUGGCACUGACCCAGCCUUCCCUGUGCUUACUGCUAAGCCAGCCAAUACUGCUCUAGCACCCGCAGCCAUGCCUGUGCGUGAAACCAACCCUUGGGCCCAUGCCCCUGAUGCUGCUAACAAGGAAAGUGCAGCCAUACGUCCGGGGACUGAGUGGGGUCAGUCUUCAGGUGCUGCCUCUCCAGGUCUCUUCCAGGCUGGUCAUAGACGAACUCCCUCUGAGGCUGACCGCUGGUUAGAAGAAGUCUCAAAGAGUGUCCGGGUCCAGCAGCCCCAGCCCCAGCCCUCAGCGGCCGCUCUGCAGCCAGCUCUGCAGCCUCCUCCACCUGCCGCCACGGCCCCACCAGCAGCACCUUUCCAAGGAAAUGCAUUCCUCGCCUCUCAGCCUGUGCCCGUCGGUGUGGUCCCACCCCUGCAGCCGGCCUUUGUCCCUGCCCAGUCCUACCCUGUGGCCAAUGGGAUGCCCUAUGCAGCCUCUAACGUGCCUGUAGUGGGCAUCACCCCGUCCCAGAUGGUAGCUAACGUGUUUGGCACUGCAGGCCAUCCUCAGGCCACUCAUCCCCACCAGUCCCCAAGCCUGGCCAGGCAGCAGACAUUCCCUCAGUAUGAGACGAGCAGUGCUACCACCAGCCCCUUCUUUAAGCCUCCUGCUCAGCACCUCAAUGGUUCUGCAGCUUUCAACGGCGUCGACGAUGGCAGGCUGGCCUCAGGAAGCAGGCACGCAGAGGUCCCUGCGGGCGCCUGCCCCGUGGAUCCUUUCGAAGCCCAGUGGGCCGCACUAGAAAGCAAGUCCAAGCAGCGCACUAACCCCUCCCCUACCAACCCUUUCUCCAGCGACCUACAGAAGACGUUUGAAAUAGAACUUUAGACAAUCUCUGUGACGUGUCUUUUCUGUACUUAGGCAAGGACAGGGGGCAGAGGAGCGAAGGGGACUGUGCCUUCCUGAUGAGUACACUUCACUAAUCCCUAAGUCCCAAGGAGCAAGUCCAAGCACAGAGUCCAGUGAGGGCGGUGUCCACAGGGUGAGGAAAGCACUCCUGGAGAGGACCGCCCUGCAGCUAAGCUAGAGAAAUCAAGGAAAUGUUGCCCUUCCAAGUCUCUGGCAAUAGAGAGGCCCAAGUAUCUGAAGAGGAAUCUGUAUUCAAAGCACAUAUACUGGAAUAUAAAACGUAACAGUAAGCAAAACAAUCUCCCUUUAUUUUUCAAGCCAGUCACCCAUUCCUCCCAGGAUGGCCUGUCUUAGCUCUGUAGAGAACAGUGUGGCUUGUGCAGGCUGGGAAGCAAGGCAGGCCAUGGCCUGCAGGGUUCACAGGAGGGCACAGCGGCAGCUGCCCAGCAGAGCUAUGUACUGGGGAUAAAGCUGAGCUUCCAUUUUGAGUAACAGGAUAAAUAUUAUAAAUAUAUAUAUAUAUAUAUCAAAAAAGCCAAAUCUUUAUUUUUAUGCACCUAGAAUAUUUUAAAUAGUUCUCAAUAUUAAAAAGUUGUAUGAGUUGUAAGUAAUCUUGCCAAAAGUGAGCGGGUUAGUUGUAAGAAAUUGUACAUAAGAUUGAUUUAUCAUUGAUGCCUAUUGAAGUAAAGAGGGAGGGUUGGGAAAUGUAGGCAGGAGCCCUGGCUUGUCUGUGAUCAUUCAUCGUAACUAAUGCAUUGCAACAACAAUCAUACUGAUGACCAGUACAGUCACUAGGUUGUAGUUUUAAAUAAAUCGAAAGCAGUGUUGUCCUGUUUUAAACCUAUGGUGAAAUUCUAAUGUCAUUAUUUUAAUGGAAUCAAUCUCCACUCUAGAGAAUGUGUAUUAUCUUUAUUGUUGCAGUUGCCUCCUGUUAAUCCUUUAUCAUCAAGGUGACAGUGACAUCAUCUUAUCCAGAAAGGGAACGCAGGCUGUUGUGUUGGUUUGCAGUGUGGGUCUGAGUGGGUUCCCCUUGACGUUCUGUUCCCGUGAGUUUUGUAGGACGAGGAUCCUGGAUGUAUCUGCUCUGUGUGUCCCCUUCUUCCCGUCAUGAACAGAACAUCCCAUGCCAGUUGCAGCUACUUGACCUCGGGUAACACCGGGAGACCCCAGCUCAUUUUUACUUUUGAACGUUGGCCUUACAAUCAAAUGUAAGUUAUAUAUACAUAUAUAUAUAUAUAUUUGUACUGAUGAGAAUUUAUAAUCUGCUUUAACAAAAAUAAAUGUUCGUGGUAGAAGCUUUUGCCCAGGAGGGGCUGUUCUUAUUUGCAAA
Peromyscus maniculatus bairdii (prairie deer mouse) is the source of this 3701-nucleotide messenger RNA. NCBI's taxonomy places the organism in Eukaryota, Metazoa, Chordata, Mammalia, Rodentia, Cricetidae. The record is from RefSeq and is a predicted model, not a curated record.